This is a messenger RNA of Microthlaspi erraticum, 354 nucleotides long. Lineage: Eukaryota; Viridiplantae; Streptophyta; Magnoliopsida; Brassicales; Brassicaceae. The record is from the annotation of a GenBank genome assembly.
AUGUUCAAUGAUAUAAAACGAGCCGGUGUUGUCGCAACCAUUGGCCAACAGGCAAUGGAGACUGUUCUUGAAUCCAUCUUUGUCCCGUGCGGAAACGCCGAGUUAGGUUGCACCAAGAAGUUAACUUAUGGGAAAGAAUCAACUCAUGAGAAAGAAUGCCUCUAUGCUCCUUGCUACUGCCCUGUACAAGAUUGCGACUACACCGGCUCGUUUUAUAUCAUUGAACAUCACUCUUAUGAGGAACAAAGGGAUUCAUGGGAGUUGAAUCGUUUCAGAUUUGGGGUUUCUUUUACUGUUCGGAUGAACAUCAGCGAUAAGAUAAGAAUGUGGCCAACAGGCAAAGCACAUGCAUAG